AGGCUUUGGGCAUGCCUUCCAGCUUCAGAAUACCACACAGGAUCUUCCUUCCUUCCUUGCUUCCCCACUCCUUGUCCCUCUUUCCUUGCUCCUUCCCUCCUGUUUGCUUCUUAAGGCAGUGAAGCUAUCAUGAACCGGUUGUCAGCUGAUCAGAUAUCUGAGUUCCAAGAGGCCUUCUGCCUCUUCGACAAGGAUGGAGAUGGCUGCAUUACACUGGAGGAACUGGCCACUGUCAUCCGAUCGUUGGGUCAGUACCCGACUGAAGAAGAGCUGAAAGAUAUGAUCAGGGAGGUCGAUAUCAAUGGCAAUGGCACCAUAGAGUUUACAGAGUUUUUGAAUCUAAUGGCUAGAAAGAUGAAGGAGAGUGAUGCUGAGGAGGAACUAAGAGAAGCCUUCAAAGUUUUUGACAAAGACCAAAAUGGGUACAUCUCAGCCACUGAGCUGAGGAAUGUGAUGAUCAAUCUUGGGGAGAAAAUGACAGAUGAAGAGGUUCUUCAAAUGAUCAAGGAAGCCGACACUGAUGGUGAUGGACAAGUGAACUUUGAGGAGUUCUCCCGGAUGAUGAUGGCUGUCUGAACCUAAGAUGCAUAGAAACAUCAAAGCUUUGUGCCACAGGACUCUGCAAAUUGUCAAUACAUCUAUGUACAAUAAUUAUUUGUUCAUUACUUUUAACACUGUUGCCAAUUUUUUGUUGGUUAAACAUCAAAAUAUUUUCUUUGAAUGCUACAUCAGUAUAUAUCAAGCAUGUAAGUUAAUUCCUCUUCUGUCUCCAUGUCAGAGAUGACAUGCAACCUAGAAAGAAUAAGCUCAAUGUUAAGCUGAGUUUUUGCUUGGUCUUUAUUA
Molecule: messenger RNA, 843 nt
Organism: Musa acuminata AAA Group (dessert banana)
Lineage: Eukaryota; Viridiplantae; Streptophyta; Magnoliopsida; Zingiberales; Musaceae
Product: calmodulin-like protein 8
Exons: 4
Coding region: 130-576 (148 amino acids)
Molecular function (GO): calcium ion binding; enzyme regulator activity
Source: RefSeq, a predicted model, not a curated record